GUGAGACGUGUAAUUGGGCCAUGAGUGUAAAAGUUGAAGAGGAGGAUCCUUUGGCGAUACCAUUUCCUUCAGUAAAGACUGAACCUGGGAGUAAUGUGAAUGAACAACUUAUACACGGUACCGAGUCAUUAGCUCAUCAAACUACUGUGAAGAAUCACCAGAGAACACAAUGUGGCGCGUGUCCAUAUUCCUGUAAUGUGUGUAACAAGUCAUUCAAUAAUAAGAAAACCCUGAAGGUACACAGACACAUACAUAGUGAGAUGUGGCCAUUUUCCUGUGGUGUGUGUAAGAUGUUAUUCAGACAGGAGGAUGAUCUGAAGGUACAUCAGUGCAUCCCUACUUCAGCACAGCCAUUUUCUUGUGAACCAUGUAAUAAAUCAUUCAGAUUCCUUAGUGAUCUGAAGAGACAUGAACGCACACAUACUGGGGAACGACCGUUUCCGUGUGAUGUGUGUAAUAAAUCAUUUACCCAUAGCGAUGUUUUGAAGACUCAUCAUCGUGUCCAUACUGGUGAGCGGCCAUUUGUGUGUGAUGUUUGUAUGAAGUCGUUCAGUACACAAAGUAUGCGGAAGAAUCAUCAACGUGUACAUAGUGAGGAGAGACCUUAUGCAUGUGGUUUGUGUAAUAAAUCGUUCAAGAGUGGCGGUAGUAAGAAAAAACAUCAAGAAGUUCAUAAGUGGGAGCAUCAUGUUGGUUAUGAUGUUUUGGAAGUUGUUAAUGUGGUUUGUCACAUUAAGGGAAGAGGAAGUGAACAUUUGGAUGUAUGUGGAGAAGACAGGACGUGUUGAAAGUCACAUGAUGAAGAGCUUGUUCUCAUCAUCAGUUUCAAUUAGAAUUAUCAAGUGAAGUUUGGUGGGAUGGAUGUGUACAGACAUACUGAAAGAUGAACCUGGUUUUUAUAGUGAGUCAUGUGUAACAUCUCAUGAUGGAAAUCAAGCCAUUGAUGUAAAAUUUCGAAAGGACUCAGAUAUAGAAGAGGAUGAUGGUCCUGUUGCAAUAACAUUUCCUGCAUUAAAGCCUGAACAUGAGAACAACCUGAAUGAACAUCACUUCAUUCCUGGUGAUGAGUUUCCAUAUUCCUGUGAUGUUUGUCACAACUCAUUUACUCUUGAAACUACAUUGAAGAGUCAUUUAUGCACACGUAGUUGGGCCCAUCCAUACACCUGUGAUGUGUGUAAUAAAACCUUCAGCAAUAAUGCAGUUCUGAAGGCACAUAAACGUGUACACAGUGGAGAACGGCCAUUUUCAUGUGGAGUGUGCAGUAAAUCAUUCAGGCAGCAAGGAAGUUUGAAGGUGCAUCAACGCGCGCACAGUGGGGAACGUCCAUUUUCCUGUGAUGUUUGUAAAAAGUCAUUCACUAAUAAAAAUGUUCUGAAGAAACAUCAGCGUAUACAUAGUGGGGAGCGGCCUUUUUCCUGUGUUAUGUGUAAUAAGUCAUUCAGUCAGCAAAGUAUUCUGGUGGUACAUCAGCGCUUACAUAGUGGAGAACGGCCAUUUGCCUGUCAUAUGUGUAAUAAGAAAUUUAGGCAGCAGAGUAGUUUCAAGCGCCACCUAAGCAUACAUAGAACAGAGCAGCCAUUUUUCUGUAAAGUGUGUACUAAGUCUUUCAGACAGCAGAGUAAUUUGAAAGCACAUCAGAGUGUACAUAGUGGCAAGCGGCCAUUUUCCUGUGAUGUGUGUAGUAAAUCAUUCAGGCAGCAAAGUACUUUGAAUGUGCAUCAGAGCAUACAUAGCGAGGUGCGAUUAUUUGCUUGUGAUGUGUGCAAUAAAUCAUUCACACGGCAUGGUAGCCUGAAGCUACAUCGAGGUACACACAGUGCAGAGCGUCCAUUUUCCUGUGAUAAGUGUAAUAAAUCUUUCAGGCGGCAUGCUCAUCUGAAGGUACAUCAAACUAUACACAGUGCAGAGCGACCAUUUUCCUGUGAUGUGUGUAAUAAAUCAUUUAGGUUGCAGAGUAAUCUAAAAAUACAUAAGUAUAUACAUUUUGGACGGCUGUUUGCCUGUGAAAUAUGUAAUAAGGCAUUCACUCAUAAGAAAGUGCUGAUGAUACAUCUGCGCAGACAUAAUGGGGAGCUUAAACAUUCCUGUUAUGUAUGUUAUAAGCCUUUUAGUUCUCAGAGUUGUCUGAAAAAACAUCAACGCAUACAUAGUGGGGAGCGUCCAUAUGCUUGUCAUAUAUGUAAUAAAUCAUUCAGAGACCAGAAUUAUCUGAAGAUACAUCAUCGAGUACAUAGUGGUGAGCGGCCAUUUCACUGUGAUAUGUGUGACAAGUCAUUCAGUCAGCAAAGCAGUUUGGUGAUACAUCAGCGAAUACAUAGUGGGGCCCGGCCAUUCUCCUGUGAUAUGUGUAGUAAGUCUUUCAGACAACUGAAUUGUUUGAAGGUACAUCAACGCGUACACAGUGGAGAACGGCCAUUUUCCUGUGGUUUGUGUAAUAAAUCAUUCAGGCAAAAGAGUUAUCUGAAGAUACAUCAACGCACACAUAGUGGAGAGCGGCCAUUUUGUUGUGAUGUAUGUAAUAAAUCAUUCAGCCAGCAAAGUAGUCUCAUGGUACAUCAGCGUUUACAUAGUGGUGAUCAGCCAUUUUCCUGUGAUGUGUGUAAUAAAUCAUUCAGGCAGCUAAAUAAUCUGGUAGUACAUCAUCGCAUUCAUAGUGGGGAGCGACCAUUUUCCUGUCAUGUAUGUAAUAAGUCGUUCAGACAUCAGGGUAGUCUGAAGAAACAUGAAUGCCUAUGUAGUGGGGAGCAGUCAUUUUCUUGUGAUGUAUGUAAUAAAUCAUUCGCACAGCAGAGGAGUCUAAAGAUUCAUCAACACAUGCAUAAGCGGAAAUGUCAAUAUUCCUAAAAUAUUAACAAUCAAGUUUCUUCCGUCAAAUGUGACACUUUUUUAAGUUUUCCACCUCGU
Molecule: messenger RNA, 2904 nt
Organism: Cryptotermes secundus
Lineage: Eukaryota; Metazoa; Arthropoda; Insecta; Blattodea; Kalotermitidae
Product: zinc finger protein 271
Exons: 5
Coding region: 862-2844 (660 amino acids)
Biological process (GO): regulation of transcription by RNA polymerase II
Molecular function (GO): DNA-binding transcription factor activity, RNA polymerase II-specific; RNA polymerase II cis-regulatory region sequence-specific DNA binding
Source: RefSeq, a predicted model, not a curated record